AUGUCUGGUCCUACACGUAAACAUAGGUAUAAAAAUGUUGGCAUGGAUUCACAAGAAUUAAGACGCAGAAGGGAAGAAGAGGGAGUACAGUUAAGAAAACAAAAAAGAGAACAGCAGUUAUUUAAAAAAAGAAACGUCGUUUCUGCAGGACACCUAGAAGAUGAUCAGGUGCAUAUGAAAAACUUAUUUUUUAUACUUAAGGGAGGAGAUAUGAACUCAUCUAUGACUAAUUUAGGAAUUACUGAAGAAACGAUUGCAGCAUUAUAUAGUGACAAUGCUGCUAACCAAUUAGCUGCGACACAAAUGUUUCGAAGGUUGCUAUCGAAAGAGCCAAACCCGCCCAUUGAAGAAAUUAUUCAAACUGGAAUUGUUCCUCAAUUUGUACAAUUUUUAGAUAAUUCUGCUAAUUCAACAUUACAGUUUGAAGCUGCUUGGGUUCUUACUAAUAUUGCAUCUGGAACUAGUGAUCAGACUAAAGUUUUAAUAGAUGCUGGAUCUGUACCAGUAUUUAUAAAACUAUUAAAUUCAGAACAUGAAAAUGUAAGAGAACAAGCUAUUUGGGCACUUGGAAACAUAGCCGGAGAUUCACCUGCUUUUAGAAAUUAUCUAUUAGAUGCAGGAAUACUUGUACCUCUUUUACAAGCUCUAGGAAAGUCAAACGUGUUGUCAAUGACUAGAAAUGCGGUUUGGACUUUGUCCAAUUUGUGCCGCGGAAAAAAUCCUCCUCCCGAGUUUAGUAAAGUGAGCCAUUGCUUACCGGUUUUGAGUCGCCUUUUAUUUCACAGUGAUGCUGAUGUUCUUGCAGAUGUUUGUUGGGCGAUAAGUUACCUUUGCGAUGGGCCCAACGAAAAAGUACAAGCCGUUAUAGAUUCGGGAGUAUGUAGAAGAUUAGUAGAAUUAUUAAUGCACAAAGAAACGAGUGUGGUGACACCAGCUUUGAGAGCCAUCGGUAAUAUUGUUACCGGUGAUGACAUGCAAACUCAAAUUAUUCUCAAUUGUUCUGCCCUCCCGUGUUUAUCAUAUUUAUUAAAUAAUGAAACGGAUUCAAUUUGUAAAGAAACUUGUUGGACUAUAUCGAAUAUUACCGCUGGAAACAGGCAACAAAUACAGGCCGUUAUCGAUGCUAAUAUUUUUCCCGUAAUUGUGGAUAUUUUACGGAAGCGUGAUUUCAAAACGAGAAAAGAAGCCGCAUGGGCAAUAACAAAUGCGACAAGCGGCGGAACUGCCGAACAAAUUCGUCACCUUGUUGAUCAGGGUUGCAUACCUGCUCUGUGCGAUUUACUAAGCGUAACCGAUGCUAAAGUUUUACAAGUUGCAUUGAGCGGUCUCGAAAAUAUAUUAAGGGCUGGAGAACAAGAUGCAACAUCCGCUAAUUUAAAUCCAUAUGCAGUCGCCAUUGAAGAAUGUUAUGGUUUGGACAAAUUAGAAUUUUUGCAGUCUCACGAAAAUAGAGAAAUUUAUCAAAAAGCAUACGAUAUAAUAGAACAUUAUUUUGGUACGGAAGAAGAUCACGCCGUAGCACCGUCGAUCCAACAGGAUUCUCAACAAUUUCAAUUUACCGAUCAAAGCGUUCCAAUGGGAGAAUUUCAAUUUUAA
This is a messenger RNA of Pediculus humanus corporis (human body louse), 1596 nucleotides long. Its product is annotated as Importin alpha-7 subunit, putative. Gene Ontology annotation, molecular function: protein binding; nuclear import signal receptor activity. The record is from RefSeq and is a predicted model, not a curated record. The coding region runs from base 1 to 1596 and encodes 531 amino acids. The transcript is spliced from 8 exons. Gene Ontology annotation, cellular component: nucleus; cytoplasm; nucleoplasm. Gene Ontology annotation, biological process: NLS-bearing protein import into nucleus. Lineage: Eukaryota; Metazoa; Arthropoda; Insecta; Psocodea; Pediculidae.